Messenger RNA from Poecilia latipinna (sailfin molly), 1910 nucleotides. Its product is annotated as tubulin beta-1 chain-like. NCBI's taxonomy places the organism in Eukaryota, Metazoa, Chordata, Actinopteri, Cyprinodontiformes, Poeciliidae. Bases 106 to 1443 code for a protein of 445 amino acids. The transcript has 7 exons. Gene Ontology annotation, biological process: microtubule-based process. Gene Ontology annotation, molecular function: GTPase activity; structural constituent of cytoskeleton; GTP binding. The record is from RefSeq and is a predicted model, not a curated record. Gene Ontology annotation, cellular component: microtubule.
UUAAGCAACGUUCCCACCCACCUCCUAGGUUUAUAAUCCUCUGCGUGGAGUAGCGCACCAACUUUGCCUGUUCGUGAAGCGUCACAAAGUCUUUAUUUCGACAAAAUGAGGGAAAUCGUUCAUCUUCAAGCUGGCCAAUGCGGGAACCAGAUUGGAGCCAAGUUUUGGGAGGUGAUAAGCGACGAACACGGUAUUGACCCAACCGGGGUAUACCACGGGGACAGCGACCUUCAGUUGGACCGUAUCAACGUGUAUUACAACGAGGCGUCAGGUGGAAAGUAUGUCCCUCGUGCUGUUCUGGUGGACUUGGAGCCGGGCACUAUGGACUCUGUGAGGUCUGGUCCUUUUGGACAGGUGUUUAGGCCUGACAACUUUGUUUUUGGUCAGAGCGGUGCUGGUAAUAACUGGGCUAAGGGCCACUACACUGAAGGAGCCGAGCUGGUGGACUCGGUGCUGGAUGUGGUGAGGAAGGAGGCGGAGAGCUGCGACUGCCUGCAGGGCUUCCAGCUCACCCACUCCCUGGGAGGAGGCACCGGCUCCGGCAUGGGCACGCUCCUCAUCAGCAAGAUCCGGGAGGAGUAUCCGGACCGCAUCAUGAACACGUUCAGCGUGGUGCCGUCACCCAAGGUGUCAGACACCGUGGUGGAGCCCUAUAACGCCACCCUGUCCGUCCACCAGCUGGUGGAGAACACCGAUGAGACCUACUGCAUUGACAACGAGGCGCUGUACGACAUCUGCUUCCGUACGUUGAAGCUGACCACGCCCACCUACGGCGAUCUGAACCACCUGGUGUCGGCCACAAUGAGCGGCGUCACCACCUGCCUGCGCUUCCCCGGCCAGCUGAACGCCGACCUGAGGAAGCUGGCCGUCAACAUGGUGCCGUUUCCCAGACUGCACUUCUUCAUGCCGGGCUUCGCCCCGCUGACGAGCCGAGGCAGCCAGCAGUACAGGGCCCUGACAGUCCCUGAACUCACCAUGCAGAUGUUCGACGCCAAGAACAUGAUGGCGGCGUGCGACCCGCGCCACGGCCGCUACCUGACGGUGGCGGCCAUCUUCCGUGGCCGCAUGUCCAUGAAGGAGGUGGACGAGCAGAUGCUGAACGUUCAGAACAAGAACAGCAGCUACUUCGUGGAGUGGAUCCCCAACAACGUGAAGACGGCCGUCUGCGACAUCCCGCCACGCGGCCUCAAGAUGGCCGCCACCUUCAUUGGAAACAGCACAGCCAUCCAGGAGCUGUUCAAGCGCAUCUCGGAGCAGUUCACCGCCAUGUUCCGCCGCAAGGCCUUCCUGCACUGGUACACUGGCGAGGGCAUGGACGAGAUGGAGUUCACCGAGGCAGAGAGCAACAUGAACGACCUGGUGUCUGAAUACCAGCAGUACCAGGAGGCCACGGCAGAGGAGGAGGGAGAGUUUGAAGAGGAGGGAGAAGAAGACCUGGCCUAAGCAGCCGCCAUGUUGUUUUUCCUCCUGAUCUGCAGUUACAAUCAGGAAGCUUUUAGGUCAAAACACUGAAGUUGUGCUAAACAGCAGCAGCUUUACUGCUACUGAGAUUGAAGGAUUUUCUCAGGCUCAGCUUGAAUCAUGUUAGAUUUUACAUUAGAACUAAUUCUGGAAUAUACAUAUUUUAAAUGUGUAAAGCUGACUCUACUAGUGAUGUUAAAGUGUAACUAACCCCUGUUAGAAAGCAUCAAAGCAGGCAGAGCCAAAAGACUGAGCCAGGUGUAGGGCUGAGCGGUAAGCCUGGUAUAUUAACAUAUUUUGCUGAAUGAUAAAUCACCUAGAAGUUAUUGCGAUAAACAAUUAUAUUCUUGUUUUGAGACCAUUUUCAAGUAAUAUGAGAUUGGCAUUAUGCAAGAACACAUCUUCAAAUUUCAUUAAACUUUAGCUUCUAAUGAAUAUUUAACACUGGA